Molecule: messenger RNA, 2416 nt
Organism: Danaus plexippus (monarch butterfly)
Lineage: Eukaryota; Metazoa; Arthropoda; Insecta; Lepidoptera; Nymphalidae
Gene: Scgbeta
Exons: 4
Coding region: 39-1034 (331 amino acids)
Biological process (GO): muscle organ development
Cellular component (GO): sarcoglycan complex; sarcolemma
Source: RefSeq, a predicted model, not a curated record
UGUGCGCGUAGCGUCGUUCUGGCAAAUCUAUAUAUAAUAUGUAUUUCCCAACAAAAAUGGCUCCCGACCCUAGCGGAGGGUCGCCUUCAGACAUGACGGAUCAUGUUGAUAAUCGCGGCAAAGCUCUUUUGACACCUAUCCCAUCUAACAGCCAGGCCUUUCUUCAUACUUUCGCUAAGAACUACUCCGACAAAAACGGGAAUGAUGUCACCAGGGAUGUCAGAAAGGGUCGCAGGACCUUCGUUUUCUGGAUCCUGGUCUUCCUAUUACUGGUGACGGCUGUUGGCAACCUCGUUCUCACCUUCAGCAUCCUUGGAGUUUUACGUCUUGGAAGCGGUCUGGAGAGCAUGGAGUUCCUCCCGCUUCAUGACGCUGUGAAGUUCCUUGGGGACACGAAUCUUGAUAACAUCUACAAGAAGGACGGCCUGAUUGAGAGCUUCCGGGACACGCCCUUGAGCAUCACCAGCGAGAACGGAUCAGUUCUGAUAACACUUCAGACGAGGGCUCCUAGAUCUGAGACCAAGCUCAUAGUCAACACCACGGGCGUGUUCAUCAAGGGCGUCACCACUUUCAACAUCAACGAUCCCGACUCUGGCGUCCAACUCUUCAGUUCUGGGAAUCCAGAAGUAACUGUUAACGAAAAUCUUAACAGUUUAAACGCAAGACAAGUAUCAACCAAGAGGAUUUCGUCGCCGGUAGACGAGGACCUGGUGUUCAGGUCGGACGCCUCCGCCUACCUGCGAGGGGCCGAGGGGACGCACAUGGAAUCCAAGGAGUUAUAUUGGAGUGCUGACCAGGACAUACAUCUUAGGUCCGCCAACGGUUCUGUGAUACUCAGCGGCAAGGAGGGAGUUUUCGUCGACGUGCGUUACCUCCCUAUAGCCUUGCCGUCAAAAGAACACCACGGCACUGGUCAGUUUAAAGUAUGCGUUUGUAUGCCUCAAGGCAAGCUGUUCAGGAUCGCUGUCCCCGACGGUCAGAGAGUCACAUGCUCGCACAUCAACACCGCCGGCGACUUAAAUCCUUGCGGGUAGAUAUUAGGUUAUAUUCCAGUUUUCGUGUAGCAGAAAUAUAAUCAUAGUUUUAAAUUUUAAUCGAUUGUAAUGUUUGGUUAGGUAUUCGGCACUAUUUAAGGCAACAACAAAAUUAACAUCCAGAUUAAUCGAAUCAAGUAACAUCAAUCAAACGCAGAUGGUGAAUGUAAUCUUGUAAUCGUAGGAUAAGUGGUAGUGUCCGCUGGGAAACUGACGUUUGCAGAAUGAGUUCGCCAUUGGAACCAUAAAUGAGACCUAAGUUGGUGGUCCAACGAGAUCCUCCCUUACCAACGUUGGACCAUUACAGUGCUUCCUUUAGCCAAAAACUUGGCGUUAAUCUGACGGGUCUGGGAUUAGGACUUCGCCCUUCACCGAUGAAAAAUCGGUGGUCAUUAGUUAUACUGGUCUAAGUUUUAACUACCCGGAACUUACGAAUGAACUGUUUGUACGUUUUGGGCAUCCCAGUUAAAAUUGUGACCAUUCCUAGAAAUUUUUCUGAACCGGCGCAGUCAUUUUCACUCAUACGCUGAAUCUGACGCGAGCGGGUUCUGUGUCUAUUUUAUUUUACGAAAAAAAAAACGGCAAUUGCGGUGCGAAAACGGCGAGUUUGUUUCCCAGAAUGACAACUCGUUCUGUAACUCGCUGUAAGUAGUUCCCGCUAAAGCUGUUGUCUCGAACGUCGAGGAGACGGUUGAAAAUAUUUUAAGGCAGUAUUUUCCCCCUUUCCGACACGCUCGGACCCCUGUUUCAGCUAUCUCACGUGUUGCAAACGAGAAUUCUACGAUCUUCCUUUUGUUGGCCUUCACCCUUUUACUUUGGGUUCAGUCUUAUUCCAUUCCCCGAAAGAUUUACACUUAAAGUCCUGUAUCAGCGGGAUUUAGGGGAAAAUUGUGAGAUCAUUCUGCCAGCGAGGGUCAACAGCGGCUUAGUUUGAAUUCUAGAUAUUAAAGCAUAUAUAACCAUAGAUAUAGUUGUUUAUUCUCUAAUUGUAAGGGAAUGUACUGUUGAGACACCAUCUUAUCGAGGCGAUGCAACUACGAUACAUCGUACCCCAAUACUUGACCGCAACAUCCAGCUAAGGUUGUUGGACGUCCAGGAAAUUCACGCAAUUGCGAUUAACAUCAUACAAAUGGGCUCAAAUCAACCUGCUGAUGUCCAACACCCUUAACGCUAACAAAGAUGGUAUCGAUGUUGCCGCCCAUAAAAAGUUUCUUAUAAAAGCUCUUUUGAAUAAACAACGGUCAGUAGAUCUGUAAUAAAUUUUUAUUUACGCCUCUCCAACACACGGUUUGGGCACCUUUUAAGAAUAUUGGUAUCUAAGAUUUGCGAGUGUACACGUCUCAAUGGAACUAAGUAGAUAAUAAACACGUAGUAACUGAAAA